UAACCUGAGUCGGGGAGAAAACAGCUCCGGCUCUCAGCUCCAGCGCAGACGGAGCGAGAGGAGGCGCACGAUGGAGCCGCUCCUGCUGCUGCUGCUCUGCGCGCUCACCAGCCUGCGCUGCUGCUCGGCGGUCUAUGACGGACCCCUCCAGGCCGAGAUCUCCAACGGAACCUUCCACCACUACUUCGUCCCUGAUGGCUACUACGAAGAGACGGAGGACUUGGAGAAGUGCCAGAUGUUGUUUAAAUUCUCCGACGCUCAUCGGUGCGGCGCCUCGGAGGACAGCGAGAUCCGGGACGACCUCAUUAUCGCCCGGCUGCAGGCGGAGGAAGCCGCGCGGCUGCUGGAGGGCAUCGGGCGGUCGGUGACCCGCGACCUGGAUGGGGAGGACAGCUACGGAAAGCUCCUCAACCGGGAGCUCGCCCAGAUCCGGGAGGCCUUCUCCGGCGUGGAUAAGUCCCUUGUGGAGCUGGAGGUGAAGUUCAAGCAAAGUCAGGAGAGCGAGCUGAGAGAGGAGCAGCAGCUGAGCGGCUACGCGGUCAAGCAUGUGGCGGAGAUCCGGGACACGCUGCGACACACCACUGACAUCUCCGCGGGGCUGAGAGACAAGCACGAGCUGCUGUCCCUCAUCGUCCGCAGCCACGGAACCAGACUGAGCCGCCUGAAGACCCAGUAUCUCCACCCUGACUCCUAGAUGCACUUCACCACCCCCCACUAAACGAGAAGCUUUUAUUGGAAGAUCUUUUGUGUUGGGUUGAACUCUGACUACGGUUUCUGCAGAUUACACACAGAACUCUUUGUAUAAUUCGUUGCAGAUCUAAAGUCGUCCGAUAAAAAUGGCAGAUUUGCCUGUUAAAAGGUGCAUUUCAUCCUUCCAAAAUUCUGGUUACAAACCCAGCCCAGCCUUGUCAAAAUGAUCAGACUAGUCUCCAAACUCUGGAUCCCCUCCAGUGCAUGUCAAUCAUGUGAGUCACAAAGAUCAAGCAGAGAUCUCUCACUAUCUUGCAAAUUACAAAAGAAAAGGUGAUGAUGGAAGGGAAUUCAAUAUAAGGGUGGAAAGCAGAUGUAUGAGUCUGUUGUGUAUUGGGCCGGAAAUGAACCAGAAAGCUGCUUUAUGCUGAACUUACCCCAGUAAAAUGCAGAUAUUCACAUUCGACUCCUAUUUCCUGUUAAAAGCCUGCCAGUUAUUGACCGUUCAAUAAAUGUAAAUAACCCACAGCUGGUGAAUAAUUUUAGCCCCUUGUGAUGGAUAUCAACUGAGGAAGCCUGACUGCCUGGUUUUUGUAUCGUAUGUAUAAUGUGUACUCUUCAGUCGGCGAGCUUUAUCGUAUAAGGUUAUUUAUUAGUUUGCUAUUCUCAAACGUUCACAGCAACCAGUUUAGUCAAGAUGGUGGAAGCUGUCUGAGGUGGCUGUGUAUGAUUUACAUAUAAGAAUUUGUGUUUAAUAUUUUGUGUGUAUGGUUUGGUUUUCCAAGGUUCCCCAAAGAAUAAUUCCAAUAAAGAGCUGUACAGUAUAACUGCAGAUGCCAAUAUGGACAUUAAGAAUGAUCCCAGAGCUGCAUUGAGAAUAUGUUUGGAUUUCCCAGUUAUGUGGUACUUCUUGGUCCAAAUCUAUCCCAUGCUGUUUCACAGUCCGUUCCAAAGGCAGUUACACAGGAGUGAAACCACCACUGCCGGGGUGUUUGCCACUGAGAAGAAAGUCUCAAAUGUCUCGCCUUGCCCCAACCUCGUGGAAAUAUGUUUUUAAUGGAGCUCGAAUGAAAACAUGAACAUCAGCACAUUCUUCCAAGUCGGGAGAAAAGGAAACAUGGACGUAUAUGAAGUCUGGAUUUAGCCGUGUGCAAACGUGUGGGACUCCUCAGCAGUAAAAUCAACCUGGAAGUUGUUGUUUUUUUACAUUAAAAUA
Molecule: messenger RNA, 1906 nt
Organism: Synchiropus splendidus (mandarinfish)
Lineage: Eukaryota; Metazoa; Chordata; Actinopteri; Syngnathiformes; Callionymidae
Gene: fibina
Product: fin bud initiation factor a
Exons: 1
Coding region: 71-694 (207 amino acids)
Source: RefSeq, a predicted model, not a curated record